This is a messenger RNA of Diaporthe citri, 1338 nucleotides long. RefSeq lists its product as uncharacterized. Lineage: Eukaryota; Fungi; Ascomycota; Sordariomycetes; Diaporthales; Diaporthaceae. The coding region runs from base 1 to 1338 and encodes 445 amino acids. The record is from RefSeq and is a predicted model, not a curated record. The transcript is spliced from 3 exons.
AUGUUCCUAGAGCCUGGCCAGGAGUGGAGCCCAAGUACCUCGUGGGUACCACCUCCUUUGGAUCGUCUCAACUGGUCAGACUGCUACGCCAUCGGGAACUUCGUCGCGGCCGCCGGUCUGGAGCAGAGAUUUGAUCGGAUACCUGUCAACACGACCGUCCCGUUCGCGAGGUCGCUCGUGCCCGCAGACUGGCCGGACUCGCCCCCGUCCCCAGCGACGCUCCUGAUCUGGGCCUGGAGCUGGCAGAACACAACCAGUCCCGAAAACGCCAUCACAGGGACGGCAUGGAGCAUGGCGCCCACUUGCAUUCAUCAGAUGAUGUUCACCUAUUAUCUGAUAGCCACAAUGGCGACCGCAUACCCUCUCAUACUGGGCUCGGCCGCGGUAGGACUGUUCAACAGAACCUCCCGGCUGGCUAGGAUCGUGGGCUGGUUCCGGGAGACCAUCAGCGGGUUUCUCGACGCCUCCCUCAUCUUCGCCGUGGCCCUCGUCGUCGCGGCAACGUACCGCUUCAGCUCGGCCCUGAGGUACCCGGAUCAGCUAGACAACGCCUUUUCCCCGUCGCUCUGGAACGCCAUCAUAGUGGCCCUCCUCUCGGUCUCUCCCCCGCUGAUACUGCAGUGCGCCAGCGGUGAUACGCUGCGGAGGAAGGGCCUCCGGCUCCUCCUGUGGUCUCUUGUGGUGGUGUUCACAACCACGUCGAGUAUCCUUUUUUUCUUCUGGUACAGAUCGUUGAAGUUUUCCGGGCUCCCUACUAGUACAAGGACUACAAGUAUCCAGUAUCUGUGGAAUCUCUGCACCAAGAAUCUUCCAAAGCGAGUUCACCAAAACCUGGGCUUCGUCGUUGCUGCGCAGACACAGUUGUUACUAAAUCUUAUCCUUUGGGCCUACACAAAACUAUCAAAAUCGGGUUCAGCGCCAGAUAGAAGAACGACUACGACGGGGUAUGGUGGGGUUCAGAAGACUCAGGCCAGGGCCAUAAACAGCCACGGGAGCCCCAGACUGAUGUCGGUCUUCCAGUUGAGAGCACUGCAGGCCUUCUCGGCACAACUGAUGAUGUGGCUAUUACUCGGCCGCCUCACGUCCCUCACGCUCAGCGACGGCGUGAACGCCGGAGACUCGUUCAAGAACGUGAAGUGGAGCGUGGGCCAGGUGCUGGGACUGGCCCAGUUCGUGCCAGUGGUUAUUGACCUGGUUGUGGCUGGUACAUAUGGGCCCAAGGCGGCGUGGGAGGAGAAGAUGUCAAAGCGGCUUUCAGUCGUUGACGCACCGCCCGCGUCUGGCGACAGUGGAGGAGGCGAUGCUACGAAUAAGCUUGCCAAGUCUACCACGAUGUAA